Molecule: messenger RNA, 5704 nt
Organism: Branchiostoma belcheri (Belcher's lancelet)
Lineage: Eukaryota; Metazoa; Chordata; Leptocardii; Amphioxiformes; Branchiostomatidae
Exons: 35
Coding region: 93-4517 (1474 amino acids)
Biological process (GO): cell adhesion mediated by integrin; cell-cell adhesion; cell-matrix adhesion
Cellular component (GO): external side of plasma membrane; integrin complex
Molecular function (GO): protein tyrosine kinase activity; integrin binding; ATP binding
Source: RefSeq, a predicted model, not a curated record
CGGAGUGGAGGUAGGGCCUGUGGUAACGGCCGGUGGCGACGCUGUUUUUUCUGUCAAACGGGGUCAACCCAUGCCUUCUUACCGCCUAGAACAUGUCUCAUCUACUGUUUGGAUUUCCAAGCGUGGUGUGUCUGCUUUUCUGGAGUCUGCCGUUGGUCGUCAGCGGGUUCAACCUCGAUACAGACCGGGCUGCCGUGCGCAGUGGGCCCGAAGGAAGUUUCUUCGGUUUCUCGGUGGCGAUGCACAGAACACCCGAGGGACGGAAAGUCCUGCUGGUGGGAGCCCCCCGCGCGAACUGGACCCACGCCCCUGACCUGGAGCGGCCUGGCGCGCUGUACCAGUGUCCGCUGGACGAACACAACUGCAGCCAAGUCGUGGUGGACACAGAAGGCUCCCGCACUGGCACCAAGCGGAUGGUGGAGAUCAAGUACAGGGACAACAAGAACAACAUGUGGCUGGGCGCUACCGUCCGGACCCACCAGGGCAGAGUGGUGGUUUGUGGCCCGAUGUGGAAAAACGCUUACUUCCGCCGCUACACCAUUCUCAACGGGAUUUGUUACGAGAUGGACGCCAGUCUUGAAACGGAUACGGUACAAAAACGGAUGCCUUGUCUCGGGGACCAGCCCACAACCGUUAGCCACCCCCUGGGGCACCAGAUUAACGAGGGUGGGGACUACACCUACGGGAAGUGCCAGGCAGGACUAGCCGCGGUCUACACACAAAAUGGUUCACAGCUUGUACUAGGAGCGCCUGGUGGCUAUGACUGGACAGGCACAUUGUCCACAUAUACGGGCAGCUACCAGACUGUGGGCCACCCAGAAACAUGGGACCCCUGGCCCGAAGGCGGUGCAGUGAAACAGCCACAUGACAGCUACAUCGGCUUCUCACUGGCUGCUGGUAAGUUCUUUGGGGACGGUGUGGAGUACAUCGCGGCAGGUGCACCCCGGCAUCAGCACCGCGGGGCAGUCGUGUUCUUCCAGGAGACCGAAGGAAGCAGCGGUGCCUUAGAACCUACAAACACCCUCAAGGGGACUCAGUUGGCCUCAGGGUUUGGCUACAGCAUGGUGGCACUGGACCUCAUCAAGGAUGGGGUGACAGAUCUUCUUGUAGGAGCUCCUGUUUACAUGGACAAGGGAGUGGGUGGUGCUGUGUAUUUGUACAGCACAAGAGAUAAGUCCCCUCUACAGCUGAUGACCAUGCUGACUGGACCACCUGCCUCACAGUUUGGACUGUCCUUAUCAUCAGCAGGGGAUCUCAAUGGGGAUGGCUUCACAGACAUUGCUGUUGGGGCCCCAAAUGAGGGAGGCGGUGCAGUUUACAUUUACCAUGGCAGCAGGAAUGGACUAAACAAUCACUAUGCACAGAGAAUCAGUGCUGAAGAAGUUGGUCUGCCCAACCUGUCCAGCUUUGGUUGGUCGUUGUUGGGUGAUGUGGAUGUUGAUGACAACAGAUGGCCUGACCUUAUAGUGGGAUCUUAUGGAACUGACUCUGUGCACAUCCUACAGUCUCGUCCCCUGGUUCCGUAUCAAGUGAACGCAUCCUUGUCACUGGAUCCACCUACACCUGAUCCUGACGUCAGAUGUGACUUGGGCGGCAAAAACUACACCUGCCUGAAGUUGAAGCUGGAGUUUCUGUACUCAGGACCAGGAGCAGCAGACAGCUAUGUGGAUCUUGACUACACCGUGGAGGCUGACAGUCCCCGGGACCAGCUGGGCCUGGAGAGGAGACUGUUCUUCCCUAACCAGUCCUCCACAUACAAGGCACAGGCACCUCUCAGGGUCUACCUCAAACAUGUCAAGUCCAAGACCAUCACAGUAUACGUCAAGGAUAAGUUUGAAGACAUCACUGCCCGAGUUCCCAUCAUCUUGGAGUUCUCUAUAUUCCGUGCCCGUCGAAGGUCACAGUUCCCGCCUGUAGAGGACAGCGGUGUUCUACCAGCAGUGGACGACUACCCUCUGCUCCAGAGCAACACUGCUCACAUAUAUGUGAAUCUUACAGGUGGCUGCAUGUGUAGAAACGUACGGAUCAAGAAGUCAGAUGACUGUUUCCACUGUCCAGGAGAGAGGAGCACCCUGCAGUUUAUAGAGGACCAGUCGUUGACCCCACCUGGUGCCCAGCAAGGUGACAUUGUCCGCAUGCAGCCUCAACGGGUCGCACUUGACCUUCGACCAGGCAGUCGAGUGUCGUUUGACCUCCAGGUGAGGAGACUAGAAGACUACCCCAUUGACCUGUACUACCUGUUAGACAUGUCCAAGUCCAUGCAGGAGUUCAGAGAUGAGCUGACCAAGCUGGGCAAACAUCUCGCCCGCAAGUUAUCUGAGAAGACGGAAAGCUUCCGCCUUGGACUGGGGGCAUUUGUGGAGAAACCAGUGGAUCCAUUCGCAUUCACUGCAUUCUACUUUGACAAGAAGAAAGGCCAGAUGGUUUACAAACUGGAGGAGCCAUGUGCAGGCUGUGUCGGGCCGUACAUCUUUAAGAACGUCCUGCCACUGACCAACCAGACUGACCGUCUGGGGGAGGUGGUCAGGUUCCAGAAGAACUCCAGUAAUGCUGACCUUCCCGAGGGUGUUCUGGAUGGGAUGCUGCAGGCUACUGUGUGCCAGGGACCAAUAGGGUGGAGAAAGCAGGCUACAAGGCUCCUCCUGGUGGCCACAGAUGCAGGGUUCCACUAUGCAGGGGACGGGAAACUAGCUGGGCUGGUCACACCGAAUGACGGGCGAUGUCAUGUGGGGUCAGACGGAAACUUCAUCAAGGAUGCAGUUAACCAGGAUUUCCCCUCAGUGGCCCAGCUGAAGGGACUGCUGGAGGAACACAACACCAUGAGCAUUUUUGCUGUCACCCAGAGGAGUCUGCACAUCUAUGAGGAACUCAGCCAGCUGCUAGAGGGCUCUACUGCAAAGCUGCUGGCCAACGAUUCCUCCAACCUUCUGGACCUGGUUAGCGAUGCAUAUGAGGAGCUGACUUCCAGGAUUCGCCUUCUCACCAAGAAUGUACCACAAGGGGUGGACCUGUCAAUCACUGCCAAGUGUCCCCAUCAACCUAACGGUACCGCCUCCUCCGAGUGCCACCCUGUCCUACUGGGAGAGACAGUAACAUUUACAAUAACAGCAGAGGUGGACCCAUCCAAAUGUCUGUCUGCACCGGAGGUCUCCACAGUAACCAUACAGCCUGUGGGGUACAAUGAGUACCUGACUAUUGACUUACAUAUCUCCUGUACCACCUGUCUAUGUCAGUCUCCAGAAAAGCCGUGCAGCUGUGAGGCCACCUCAGCCCACAGCGGUGAGUCGGCUAUCCUGGCCUGGCUGUCGGAGUAUUACUGGGUGGCUGCGGUGCUGGGGGCCAUGCUGCUGGUCACCGCGGUGCUCGUGUUCACGCUGCUGGGCAUGAGGUGUCGGGACAAGCAGCCGCGCAUGGACGAGGCCAUGGCACUGGCCAAUGAGAUCGAGAUGAAUGGUCACGUGACCACAACAUACUCCCGGCAACAGCAAGGUGGCCUAGAAGGAACCCAAGCAAAUGAGUAUGUCCCAGAAGGAGCGUUUGCUACUGCAUCCCCGAGUACACCCUUGGAACUGGAGGAGACCAUCCCCCUGUUUCUACAAGACAUCCUCAUUGACAGGGAGAGGGUGUUUCUGGAAGCUGUCAUUGGCAAGGGCUUCUUUGGACUGGUCUUCAAAGGAAAACUGAAGUCAGGUGAAGGGAAGGAUGAGAUGGACGUAGCAGUCAAGACUCUAAAACAUGCGUCUAACUCUGAUGAGCUGGAGGCAUUCCUGGGUGAGGGGAUCAUGAUGAAGGACUUUAACCACCCCAACGUGCUGACUCUGAUCGGGGUGUGCAUGGCUGCGGACGAGCCUCCCCUGGUCAUCCUGCCCUUCAUGGCACACGGCGACCUCGCCACCUUCCUCAGGGACCCAGACAAGACCCUGACCCGACGGGACCUGCUCACAUUUGGGAGAGACAUUGCCCGAGGAAUGGCGUACCUAAGUGACCUUAAGUUUGUGCAUCGAGACUUGGCUGCAAGGAACUGCAUGUUGGAUGACACCCUGACAGUAAAAGUGGCAGACUUCGGCCUGUCCCGUGACAUUUACGAGCGUGAGUACUACAGCAGUGGGGACAAGCGAGCCAAGCUGCCCGUCAAGUGGAUGGCCAUCGAGAGCCUGACUGAUGGAAUCUACUCCACCAAAACUGAUGUGUGGUCAUAUGGAGUGGUUCUGUGGGAGAUCUGGACACGAGGAGUGAUCCCGUACCCUGAUGUGGACAACAUGGACGUGACGGAGUACCUACUGCAGGGUCGCAGGCUGCGCAAACCCAGGCACUGCCAGGAAGCAUUGUAUCAGACCAUGCUGCGCUGCUGGUCAUCAGAGCCAGAAGACCGUCCAACGUUCUCCGAGCUGGUGGCCGAGAUGGAGGCCAUCUUGUCUCGCACCUCCAGCGACCUGACCCCUGAUGACCAUGUCUUGAUGCAGCAGCCGGCCGUCUACGUCAACAUCCCCAACGGAAGAACAAACUCCUUGUGGUGACAUGCUCGGUUCAUUGAGGAAUGUAAGGGUAAAAAAACAGCAAAGACAUUUGCACAAACAGUGUCAUGCAAUAUCACCAGACUGCCAUGUUUCAAAUGAAUACUACUCCUAAUGAGGUAUGAAAUAGUACAUGUAGUCAUGUAAGAUAUCCGAAAAGAAUUCACUGUAAAUACAGUCUGGGGAUUGUAUAAUCUUUUCCAACAAAUGUGUGUUAGCAGUUUUUAAAAAUAUGAAGAAGACAGGUUUUGUAUUUCAGGUCUCUGACUUUUUCCAUAAGAACUUCUCACUCAAUCAAGGGAAUAGGUAGUCCCAAACUUCUCCCAGCAUGUGCCUUUGUAAAGAACAUGCCUUGUACAUGUACAUGAAAAAUAUUAUGUAGUAUGAUAUAGCUAUAUAAGCUGAUUCCAGACCAGAGGUACAUGUAAAUGUGUCUUGUAAAACCUCUUCACAAACACUCUGCAAAAUGUAGCAUUUUCAGGAUGUUUCUAGACCCUUGUUAAUGCAAGAAGUGAAGAAGUGUCCUGAGUCAGCUUUGUUUUUUCUGGUAAGAUUUUUAGCAAGUGCUUCCAAGAGGCAACUAGAUUAGCCUUUACCAAUACUUUGUGUACAACACAAAUAUUAAUGAUACUUAUCCUGAUGAAAACAUAGUUAUAGAGUCGGCAGUUGUGAUUCUGUAUAUGCCAUGCAAAAAAUAGAGUAGUGCAAUUAUAAGUUGCUUCAACUGAAAAUAAUCUUUACAAACAGAAAUAAUACACAAUGUAGUGUGUUCUGCAUUAGACAGAAUAGCUUUUGUAACUAUGAAAUGUAUUUGCUCAUUAAAGGUUGACUGAUGUGAGGUUAUGAAUGCAAUAUACAUAAAGUUGAUUACAAAUCACACAGUGCCUUACUAUAUAAUGUGUAUAAAAAUCUGACAGGUACAAUGUGUAUGACACAGUACACUGUGCAAAUCAUAGUAUAUUUCACUUUCAAGACAUGAUGAUAUGACAAAUUAACAAACUCAUAAUGAUAAUGGUAUACAUACGAUGUUGUACACUGUACCUUUGAUAUCCUCUAAACAUGAUCUGGGCAAUGUAAAUGCAGAAUUAUUUUUUGAUAGAAGGGCAGUGGAAAUGAAAACAUAUACAUUUUCCUGUAUGAAAAUAGGGACAUUCAAGUCCCUGUUCUAUUUUCUAUUGCCUGAGAAACAA